Molecule: messenger RNA, 330 nt
Organism: Ambispora gerdemannii
Lineage: Eukaryota; Fungi; Glomeromycota; Glomeromycetes; Archaeosporales; Ambisporaceae
Source: the annotation of a GenBank genome assembly
AUGAUUCGACACGGAGAAAAAAAGAAGGAAAUAAAGGGGACGACCACGCGCACCUGUAUGGGAUUAUAUGGUGGUUGGAGAGGGAACAUCAAAAGGUCAUUAUCCCGCACGCUGUCAAGAUUGUCCCAAAUCCUGGACUCGUGGAGAAUCCUUGAAAAUGGAAGCACAUUAGCACUUCGUUGUCCAGCUACCAGUGAUGAAAUUCGCAAAUUCUAUUUGAAAAAAGUUGCCGCACAUUCUGCAGAAACUAAAGAAGAAACCCACAAUAUUGAUUCAUCAUUCUCUGCUCCAUCAAACAAAAAAACGCAAAGGACACCAAACAAAACUUGA